This is a messenger RNA of Colius striatus (speckled mousebird), 2508 nucleotides long. It is a transcript of the gene CCDC178, whose product is annotated as coiled-coil domain containing 178. NCBI's taxonomy places the organism in Eukaryota, Metazoa, Chordata, Aves, Coliiformes, Coliidae. The record is from RefSeq and is a predicted model, not a curated record.
AUGUUUGAAACACAGUCAUUUUCAUGUUCUUCUAAGAACAGUAAUGAACCAUCCCAAGACGAGAAUAAGUGGAUUGCCAAAAGGCAAUGUAGCUGUUCUUUUGUAAGUACUCCAUUACUCUGUGUUAACAAAGCUAUUCAUCACAUUGAAAAGUUAGAACUGAAGAUGGAGAAAUGCUUUCAACAGCAUGGUUCUGUGUUUAAAGAGGAGAAGAUGCCAUGGAUAACAAAACAGGUCCAUGCUGAACCUACUGAAGAUACCUGGUUAUCAUUAUCCACUAAACUGGAUUUUGAAGAAGCUCCUGUAUCUUGUGACGAUGGCAAGGCAUUAACCUUGAAGCAGGAAACAGGGGCAUUGCUAUUGGAAGUUACUGAGCUAAUUAAACAGUUGGAAGCUGAUUGUGAGGAGGCAGAAAAAGCUUUGGAGUUGGAGAAACAGCGAGGGAAAAAGCUUAGAAUGAAAAUUAAUUGUAUGUCACUUUGGAGGAUUCAGCAUCUUCCUGCAGCUGUGCAAAAAGAAUAUGAAAUUUGUCUUCAGGAUACCUUGGAGUUACAAUGGCAUUUUGAUUGUGAAAGCCGCCAGCUGCGACAGGUACAAAACCAAAUACUUCAAUUAGAAACAGAGAACAGAAAGAUUCAGGAGGAUAUAGACUUCAUGAAGAAACACAGCCCUCUGCUGGAAGAAAAGCUGAAUCUAGAGGGUGAAGCUGUGAAGGCUGUGUUAACAGCUUAUGAAGAGACAUCGAAAAAAUAUAGUGAUGUUCAGUGUGAACUCAUGGAAAUCCAACAGACAAUGAAAAAUAUUGAUGAAGAAUCUGAAAAGAAGAUAAAAUCUACGUAUGAAAAAAUUAAAUACGCUGAGAUGCUUUUGAGGCAAUACAAGAAUGAGUUAAAGCAUUCUGAAUUUAUUUGGACCGAAUACUGUAUGAAGUUAAAAGAAACAGAGGAGAAGAUUAUAAAGAAUGAAAAACACCUUGAGGAGUUAGUGAAGCAAAAAGCAGAAAUCCAGGAAGAUGCAAAAUGUUGGAACAGCAAAAUAGAAGAUUUGAAUAAUAAAAUAGCUGCCCAAAGAGAUGAGAGUGUAAAAAUAUCAGAUGCUUCUUCUGAAGUGAUUAAAGCUGUGGAACAAUUAAAAUCCACCAGGGAAAGUGACCUACAGCAUACAGAGCAGAAGCUUCUCAAUACUACUGAAGCAUUGGCUGUUUUGAAAUGUGAAAAUGAAGAACUAAAGGGAGAAAACAAAGCAUUUUUGCAAAACUUCAGAAAUAGUUCAGGAAUAAAGAAGGCUUCUCAGUCUGAGGUCAGAACUAUCUGCAAAAGCAUAUCUGAGAUUGAACAGCAAAUAGAGAGACUAAGUGAAGAUAUUGGUAAUGCUGAACAAUCCUACAGUGAAAAAAGGAGAAAUUAUGUGGACUUAAAAAAAAUCAAAGCUGCAGAAGAAACUGCUUACAAGAAAUCGGAGUGGAAUUUUAAAAAAGAAAUUCGAGAUCAAAGGGGAGUUUGGAAAAUGACUCAGGACAAAAUUAAAGCAAUAUCUGAUGAGCUGGAGGAAAAGCAAAAACAGACAUUCCAGAAAAGAGAGGAAGAUAUGAAGAAGAUAGAAAAGAUAGAGGGACAAGUAGCUGAUCUAGAAACAAAACUUAAAAAAAAAAAAGAUGUAUUUAAAGACAACCAUGAGAAGCUCUCCUCUUUGGAUCAGAGAGUACAAGAGCUAGAUAAACAGCAGAAGCAAACUGAACAACAACUGGAACAAAAAAGAAGUAUUAUGCAGCAACAAUUAAGUGAUAUACAGGGAAAAAUUUCAUGUGUUUGCAGUCAAAUUGCAGAAAACUGUCUCACUAUUGGAAAUUUAAAAAAUGAACUUAAAGAACUAAAUGAAUUGUGGAACAUGAAGCAAAUACAGAUGGAAAAUACAGAAAAAUCUUUCACUGAUUUGCAGAAAAAUUUAAGUGGUGUGAUAUUCAAGCAACAAAAUGUUCAGAUGGUAUUUAAUCAUCUCCAAGAUCAGCUAGCAGAAUAUGAGAAAAGGUUAAAGCAGGAAGAAAAAACAUGUGGAGAAUUACUACUAAUUAGAAAGAAAAACCUAGAAAAUUUGGAAGCUGCUCUGGAGCAAAUCAUAAAAGAAAAUCUGUGGUUAGCUCAAGAAUAUGAAAUCUUUCAGAACUACUUCUUAAACAACAAAGAAGAACUCACAAAACUCUAUGACAAUAGAAUCAGGUUGGAAGUUGCUAUUAGAGAUCAUCAGCAGCUGCGGGUGCUGCAGAGGCGGAGGCGGCGGGGCCUCUCCAUCCAGGCUGGGCUGGCGAGGAUCCAGGCAGCCUCUCAGGAGAACGCUCAGAAAAUAUUAGCUGUGCAGGGGGAGUUGUCAAAAGCAAUCCAGCACAUCACUGCUUUCUUGCGCUCUUUGACGGAUGGCUCGCCGACUACAGACAACAAUGCAAACAACCAUUGUAUCUUGGAUGCUGAAAUAAAAGACAAGAAAAGUCAUACAGUUCAGAUAACAGUGUAA